UGGUUUCUAUUAUCCUUCUCCUUGGGUCAACUCGCUUCAGAACCAGUCACGAGCAUCUCAAGACUCAAGAGUAUUCUGCUCUAUCAGUAGUUGCUCAGUGCUCUCAGUGUCAGUUUACUUUUGCACUCUGCGUUUGGUAGUACACUAGCAUUUGUCUCUUUUUUAGUGGCAGAGAGGAAAUUUCAUUUAAUAUUCGUGUCAACUUUACCCUUCAAUUCGAGCUAAAUCUUCUUAUUUGGCGUCGUACAUCAUCGCGUCGUAAGUAGCUAUUCGUUUCGAGGAGAUUCUCAAUUUCCAAGUAGGUUUGGAUUGAAAUGGAGUCGAAUCGAGAACUGGAAAUGGAUGGAACCACUUCUGACGUAUAUGAUAUUUUUCAUCCAACUCCAGUACCCCUGAAAGAACUUGCAGCGAUCGCCGUUAGCCUCGAAGUAUGGCGCUUUAAAGUGAAGGAAUAUCGUAAUAAUCGCAAAUUGAAAGAGUUUUGUCCAUCUGGUGAACGUAUCUCAUUGAAAAAAAUGCUGCCUGAUUUACCAUCCAUGAUUUAUACAGCGAUCGAUAAAUACGUCAGAAGAUUUGGGCCUUCGAUGGAAACUUGGCUAAAGGAGCACCAUGAUAGAAUAUUCUACUUUUUUUACUACUACCACUACUCAGUUUUAGAAUACUUCAACAAUUUUGUAUGCGAUUAUACCGGCACAAUUGAUUAUGUGAGGACAGCCGGACGCAUGAUUCAUUGUGAUCAAUUUGAUGAGGAUCUAAAGUUUGCGAUCGCUUGUACAUAUUUUUUUGAAGACGAUAUCAGACAACUUUGGCCAUUAGUAUCUGGAAACUUGAACGGGAUUAGUGUUGAUUUUUCAAAAAGCCCGCAAUUGUGUUACUGGAUUUGUUGUCUUCGAAAUGAAUUAAAUAAGAUACCAUCUGCUGAAAUUAACAGCAGUAUCGAAAAAGUAAUGUUGGAUGCAUUCAUGCCUCACAAUAGACCAUCGAUAGAGUAUUUUUGGAAUCGUUUACCAUCAGAAAAUCGACUGACAAUGAGAAUAGCUUCCGAUUUUUUUACCCGUGAUAAACUAUCUUUUGCUCGGUUCAUCUUACCAAAGCUAAAUGAUCAACAGCUCGAAGAAUUUGUUAAUGAAAAAAGUUAUGAACUGAUAUGUACUCCAUUCAAGAAUGUUUGGUACGAUAAAGCAGAAUUGAUUCUGCCAGCUUGGAUGUACAUUAGAAAAUCCAUAAAUGUAGAUGGGUUUACGAAACUGGUAGUGAAAAUGUUGCAAAAUGAGUUGAUGACAUACCCUCUCGAGACCGAGAUCACUAUUGGUGAAAUUCUUGAUCCCAGAACUCGGUUCGAUUUGUGUUGUGAAAUAUGGAUCAGUUCUCCAGAAAAUUUGAAACGUUCGGCGAUUGCAGAAAUUAUAUCUAAUAACAGGUUGUUUAGUAACUCGAACGUUCGUGUUAACGUUAUGUCAUCUGUUCCGAGAGACUUCGAAUUCUUAUUGACUUUCCUAUCGGAUGCCACUUCUGUAGAGAGAAGUAAAUUUUGGUUCGAUAGCUGGUUAGAAUUGGUUGAAAGCACACGAUCCAAAGAUUUGGCAAAAAUAAUGAAACUGUGUUUUGAAAACGAAGAUGAGAUCGCACAAUUCAAAGAGAACGUCAUUGCCAAUAGCGAUAGUGUCCGUUUCUUUUGUAGAAUUUUACAGGUUAGAAUGUGUUUAGACGAAUUGAAUGAAUUUGCCAAUUUCUUAUUUACCGAAAUACAAGCAGCUAGAAAUUUCAAACAACAAGUGUUACGUCUAGGUUAUCUUGGCAGUGAAAAUGAUUUUAGUGAUGCGACUUUGCGAAAAACAAAAGAAUUUAGUAAAUUCAUUGACGAUGCUUUUGGCAAUAUCGAUCUCUCUGCGAACUUCAAAAAUCAACUCCUGUCUGCACCUGAAAUGCAACGAAAAUUGUCGGAUUUUGCUCUACUGGUGUCUUAUGAGCAGCUCGUAAUUGAGUUCAUCGACACAUUCAUUUCGGCAGAAAACCCCUUACUGGAGAUAAAAGCGCGUAUAAUUCGUGCAUUGAAAAUACAAGCAGCUCUUUGUAAAUCGUCGAAGUCCAAAUUUCCUCACACUACACUUUUAUUCUGGUGUUUGGGUAGCCAGGAGGAAGUUACCAAAUUCAAAGAGAAUUAUUUAUGAUCCUUCGAAGUCACUUCUGCUUCAGACGAGAAUUUGUUGUAAAGUUUUUCCUCCACCACCAUCAACGACAUUGCCAGUGUUGUAAAUUUUAUUUUGGUGGGUCAACUAUUUAAAUUUUUCUUUGUUUGUAGCGUUUGGUGAUUGUUUUUCAUUUAACCUUCAUUAUUCUAUGUGUUGACAGAUACUUGCUUACAUGUAAAUAAAAACUUUUAUUUUUUGUUAAUUUGUGUGAUAUUUUUUUUAUAAUUAUCUACUACUUAUUCCUUUUUUAAUUCUUUCAUUUUAUGUACCUAACAUGCAUAAUUCUCGAUGUGAUCAUAAUCUGCAAUUAAUUAAAUUUUAUCAUUACGCGUUGA
This is a messenger RNA of Planococcus citri (citrus mealybug), 2527 nucleotides long. RefSeq lists its product as uncharacterized. Lineage: Eukaryota; Metazoa; Arthropoda; Insecta; Hemiptera; Pseudococcidae. The record is from RefSeq and is a predicted model, not a curated record. The transcript has 2 exons. Bases 315 to 2171 code for a protein of 618 amino acids.